CAGGCCUAGUGUAACCGGUACUAAUAUUUAGUUUAGCCUAUACGUUCACACUAAUUUAUCUGUUAUUUGUUUUGGUAAAAAAUGGCCCAAAAGCAGAAUAAUGAGGCAACCAAUGGGACAACUACUCAAUUGGUUGACGAGCUAGACGCCGGUACUCCAUCGGAGACUGCUCGGACCACUCCCACACUGCAACUGCGCUUGGAGCAUCCGCGCGAAGAACGCCGGGUGGUUUUUCAUGAUGGGGUCAUAGACAACGAGCAUUUGAACCGCAAGAAGUCCAAGUGUUGCUGCAUAUACAAAAAACCACUGGCAUUCGACGAGAGUUCCUCGGAAGACGAUGAGGAUUGCGAACACUGUUUUGGGCACCCUGAGAAGCGAAAGAGGAACGCAAAGCACAGCCACGCAGAGGGGCAACCGGAAGGACCAUCGACAUCCGCGCAGGCUGGCGACCCCACUCCCCCUCCAGCGGAGCCUGUUGAAUCGCCUUCCGAUCAAAAACCACCUACUCAAGAUGUGGACAUAACGCGCACUCCAAUUUAAAUACGCAUAAUUAUAAACGUUAACAAUACGGAACCAA
Messenger RNA from Drosophila ficusphila, 577 nucleotides. Its product is annotated as E3 ubiquitin-protein ligase PPP1R11. The transcript is spliced from 2 exons. NCBI's taxonomy places the organism in Eukaryota, Metazoa, Arthropoda, Insecta, Diptera, Drosophilidae. Bases 82 to 540 code for a protein of 152 amino acids. The record is from RefSeq and is a predicted model, not a curated record. Gene Ontology annotation, cellular component: nucleus. Gene Ontology annotation, molecular function: protein serine/threonine phosphatase inhibitor activity; protein phosphatase 1 binding.